This is a messenger RNA of Chrysochloris asiatica (Cape golden mole), 1647 nucleotides long. RefSeq names its product R3H domain and coiled-coil containing 1 (gene R3HCC1). Gene Ontology annotation, molecular function: nucleic acid binding. Bases 1 to 1647 code for a protein of 548 amino acids. The transcript has 11 exons. The record is from RefSeq and is a predicted model, not a curated record. Lineage: Eukaryota; Metazoa; Chordata; Mammalia; Afrosoricida; Chrysochloridae.
AUGAGUCCGCGCGGUGGCGCUGCGUCUCCAACGAGGGUUGAGUUUUCCCUUCGGAGCUCGGGGGACAGGAGGCUUCUAGGGACCCUUAGAGCAGCGAGACGCGGCGGUGUGGCCGCGUCCGUCCGCCGGCCGUGGAGUUAUCUCCUCUCCCGCGUGGGCACUCGGCCCAGGAGAAGCAGGCCCCAAGUCCCCAUCCCACCCCCACCCCGUCUGCCCGGAAGGCGGGACCGGCGAGGGCGGCAGCUGGAGAGCCGGGAGCCCCGGAAUCGAUACCAGCCCUUAGCCCUUGGUGGUGUAGUGGGAAGAGCACCCGAAGCUCUCCCAGCUGUCAUCCUGGCCCUUCUUUGCUUGGACGGUGUCUUCCUCUCCGCAGCCGAAAAUGACUUUGUCCACCACAUUCGGGAGGAGCUCGACCGCUUUCUGCUGCAGAAGCAGCUGUCUAAGGUGCUUCUUUUCCCCCCACUCUCCAGUCGCCUCCGGUACCUGAUCCAUAGAACAGCAGAGAAUUUUGAUCUCUUGAGCAGCUUCUCUGUUGGGGAAGGCUGGAGGAGAAGGACAGUCAUCUGUCACCUGGACAUCAGGCUGCCCAAUUCAGAUGGCCUCUCUGGCCCAUGCCGCCCUCCUGGCUCCCACCCUGGCAAGUAUCGUGGUUCUCGGCCUAACUCAAACCAGGGAUCGGCUGCUGGUCCCCGAGGGUCACGGGCUGGCCAGUGGCAUCGUGGACGCAAGCCAGACCAGGCUUUGUAUGUGCCUCGGAUGCUGCGCAGGCAGGAAGAAGGGCCACCGACCCCUGCCUCAGGGCUCAGGGCAGAGGCUCCAGCUGGCGGUGCCCCAGAGGAGCCUGGAGAUGCUGGUGCUGGGGACCCCAACUCUGAUCAGGGACUCCCUGUGUUGAUGAUCCAGGCAACCAAGGACCAAAAGGGCCUGGGCCAAAGUUGUAAGAAUGAGUCACUGUUGGACCCCGUUGACGCAGUGGCCUCAGGGCCUGAGAGUCACUCAGGAGAAGGAGAUGGCUUGGAGGUAGCCAAACUGCUUGGGUCCAGCCUGCAGCUAAACCAGGUAGAGGGGGAUGAGAUUCAACUGGAGAAGAGCAUGGCAGCAGAAGAGGAGGAAGAGGAAGAGGUGGAAGAGGAGGGUCGUGGCAGCUGCUCAGAGGACGAUUAUAAUGAGCUGCUGCAGGAGAUAACAGACAACCUGACUGAGAAGGAGAUUGAGAUAGAGAAGAUCUUGGUGGACACAGCCUCCUUUGUAGAGGAGCUGCCUGGAGAGAAGGACUUGGGCCAUGUGGUGGAGAUCUACGGCUUUGAGCCCGCACUCAAGACAGAAGACCUGCUGGCAGUCUUUUCUGAUUUCCAAGAUAAGGGCUUCAAGAUCCAGUGGGUGGAUGACACGCAUGCUCUUGGCAUCUUUCCCUGCCUGGCCUCAGCUGCUGAAGCGCUGUCCAGGGACUUGUCGGUGCUCAAGAUCCGACCCCUCACACAGGGAACCAAACAGUCAAAGCUCAAAGCCUUGCAGAGGCCAAAGCUCCUGCAGCUGUCCAAGGAGAGACCACAGACGAACACGGCGGUGGCCCGGAGGCUGGUAGCCCGGGCCCUGGGACUCCAACACAAAAAGAAAGAGCGGCCUGGGGUGGAGCAUCUGCCCUGA